Molecule: messenger RNA, 348 nt
Organism: Colletes gigas
Lineage: Eukaryota; Metazoa; Arthropoda; Insecta; Hymenoptera; Colletidae
Product: sulfiredoxin-1
Exons: 2
Coding region: 1-348 (115 amino acids)
Biological process (GO): cellular response to oxidative stress
Cellular component (GO): cytoplasm
Molecular function (GO): sulfiredoxin activity
Source: RefSeq, a predicted model, not a curated record
AUGAAUAAUAAAAAUCCCACGAGCAUUCAAUCUGAUGUAAAUGCCGAGAUUUACGACAUUCCAAUGAAUGUACUUAUCAGGCCUAUUCCUCCAAUCGUUGAUGAGGAAAAGGUACAAAGUUUAAUGGACACGUUAAAAAAUCCCGAGACGGAAUCGUUUGUACCACCAAUUGACGUUUUAUGGAUCAAAGGUAGCGAAGGUGGUGAUUAUUAUUAUUCUUUCGGUGGUUGUCAUCGAUACACAGCUCAUCAACGACUCGGUAAACCAUUCAUAAAAGCUAAACUAAUACGAUCUACAAUAAUAGAUUUAAGAUCAUACCUUGGCGGUUCUACGCCAAACUUAAAAUAA